GACCCAGGGCCCGCCCCGCUCCCAGUCGCUGCCCACGCUCGCGGGGCGCGCCCCGCUGAUCCAGCCCGCGCGGCCGCCCGGCACCCUGGGCUUCACCGGGGCGGGCUUCGACUCUGCGCCCGGGGGGCUGCCGAGGUGGACGAGCACCAGCACGAGGCUGGCAUCCCGCCAGGCGUUCGAGGAGAAGUCUGCUUGGGCGCAGGACUCCUUCGACAUCCACCGGCCCAUCCAGCAGCGUUUGGUCCGUCGCACGAACGAGAAGGCGUGGCGGUUCACCGAGCACGGCAACAAGCUCGCGCGCAGCCUCAACGAGGAGUUCGCCCGGGACUCCGCGGCCACGGCGUGGGACCUGUGGAG
Molecule: messenger RNA, 357 nt
Organism: Prorocentrum cordatum
Lineage: Eukaryota; Dinophyceae; Prorocentrales; Prorocentraceae
Source: the annotation of a GenBank genome assembly